Molecule: messenger RNA, 810 nt
Organism: Fonsecaea erecta
Lineage: Eukaryota; Fungi; Ascomycota; Eurotiomycetes; Chaetothyriales; Herpotrichiellaceae
Exons: 1
Coding region: 1-810 (269 amino acids)
Source: RefSeq, a predicted model, not a curated record
AUGAAGGCGCGACCAAUUUCCCCAUUUCAACGCCAAAACAGCAUGGGCCACGAUUCCAAGCCAAAUUCUCGAUCCAGGUGCCCUGACCCAACAUCAGCUCAGAAGACGUCUGGCCCCCGACAGGCCAAAUUGUCGAUGGCCGCCAUGCUUUGUGUCACCGCGCAACCUGGUGCAAGGGGGCCUUAUCCGCGCACGGACCAUACCAGGAGAUUGCAAGGGAUGCAGAACCCCCUGAUAUGCACACAGACGUAUCGACUCGGGCCGGGCAUGCCAGCAACGGCUGUCACCAUGGAAGGGUCUGGAAUGGCCCGCGAAGGUAUAAGUAAGACCCUCGCCCCUCUCCCAGGAGAGAAAAUCCUUUUUCCUCUCAUGUCUCAAGGGCAGCUUCACAUCCGCAAGAGAUACACAUUCAACCCGCAUUCUAUUCGUCUGACCAUUCCACCCCAACCAGCCUCUCUGAUACCUACCCAUAUAGCACGUACUUCCACCAAACCAUCUUCUCUUCGCACACACACAAGUCACCAAGCUCCAAGUCAAACGAUGGCCUCCCCUGCUGAAGAACUCCAGGCAACCCUGCCCAACAAUCUGACGGUCAAAACGCUCUCAGUGAAGGGUCGUCUCCCAACGUUUGCAACCAAGGUGUCGGACAUCGAGGACCAAGAAAUUUGCCAGCAGGUCUUCGACAAAUACAUCGCUUAUUCCGACAAGCUUUGCGGUUAUCGGGUCGACAUGGGGGGUGGCUACAUCUACAUGUGCCAGGCCAUCGUGGGAGAAGACAACUACGACAUCCAUCAUGAUCCUACCGCAUAG